This is a messenger RNA of Hyla sarda, 4255 nucleotides long. RefSeq names its product RNA binding motif protein 20 (gene RBM20). Gene Ontology annotation, biological process: regulation of RNA splicing. Gene Ontology annotation, molecular function: mRNA binding; zinc ion binding. The coding region runs from base 533 to 3799 and encodes 1088 amino acids. Gene Ontology annotation, cellular component: nucleus. Lineage: Eukaryota; Metazoa; Chordata; Amphibia; Anura; Hylidae. The record is from RefSeq and is a predicted model, not a curated record. The transcript has 14 exons.
AUAUAGGGCAGUGGUCUCUACUUGUGGCCCUUCAGAUGUUGCAAAACUACAAGUGCUAGUAUGCUGGGAGUUGUAGUUCGCACAGCUGGAUGUCCAGAGUUUGGAGACCAGUGAUAUAGAGACUCUUCUAGACUUUAGAUGUUCUAUGGGAUGGGAAUGGAUAAGAGGCAGGUACUGAUUUACACUUGGAAGGGUGUUAGUGGGUUCUGGUGUCCUGGAUUAGAGAAGUUAUCAUGUAUGGGCAGGUGAUGAUGUGCAGUUGGAUUGGUGCCAGUGGGUCUCUAGUGUUCAGGAUUGGAGAGGGUUAACUUGUAAGGGUUGGUCCUGGAGUAAAGUGGUGGAAAAAGGUGAUUAUGAGGGUCUCUGGUGUCCUGGAGUGGGAAUAGUUAACACAAGAGGGGCAUGUCCAGGAGUACAGUUAGGAGGAGUCAGCAGGUCCCCCUUCAUGUUUGUUUUGACAGCCCACCCUCCCUGUCUCUCAGCCCUGGAGUGGAUGUGAGCUGCAGCCGUCGGGGGGAUUUGCCGCUGCUGAAUGCUAUUGGCAGCCAUGAGUCAGGCCAGGGACCCCCGAGAGCAAGAACAGCCCGGGGGAGCCACCCGCCCUCAGCUAGGACACAAUGUAUCCCAAUUUCUGGAGAAGAAUCCUUUUUCUGUCAACAGCCCAUUAGGUGGUGGGGCAACAAACCCUCUCCUGCCUUCCCCCGCCAGUCUACAGCUCGCUCAGCUGCAGGCUCAGCUCACCCUGCAAAGGCUAAAAUUGGCACAGAGUGCAGUGACCAGCAAUACAGCUGCUACAGUACUGAACCAAGUCCUCUCGAAGGUGGCUAUGUCACAGCCACUGUUUAAUCCACUGAGAAAUGCUGCCAUGAUCGGUGCACAUGGACCUACUGGAAUGGCUUCUUUGAGCUCCACCAUUCACAAUGCUAGAUUUCCUUCUGCUGGAUUGCCGUUCACUACUCAAAAUCCUGCCAUGCCACCUAAACACUCCCAGAAUCCAAAUCAAAACUCUAUGCAGCCUUUUGGAAAAGCCAUGGUUGGAAACAAACAAGAUGGAUUCCACCUGGGGCCUCAAUCAUUCAAUUCAGAGAUGGAUCAGUCUUCCUAUCAUGGCUUUAGUUGUGGUCCGGAAGAAACAUCGGAUGGUCGUUACCCUCCUAAACAUAAUAACCAACCUGGAUUUAAAAAUCAGUAUUUUGAUAACCAUGGACCUCAUCUUUCCAUGAGCCAAAAAGGAGAUGUUAGUCAGGGGGGUCAUAACAUGUCAUCAAAUAACCAGUGGGAAUCUUCUCAUCAUUGGCAAUCACCUAAACAGCAUUACGAGGCCAGGAAUGAACUGUACAACCCAGAAGAGCCAACCCCUGAUACCAAAUUUAGCCCGUCAAAUUCUCCAGCUUUUCACAGACACAAUAAUGGAAAAAUGAAUACGUGUGUACCAUGUGUGAAGAACCUUAAGCCGCAUGAACUGAAUGAUUUCCAUGGUAUUUCACCUGUGCACCUACCACAUACGUGUACAAUGUGUGACAAAAAGAUCUUCACCUUAAAGGACUGGGACCUGCACAUCAAGGGUAGAAUGCAUAUUCAGAAUGUAAUGAGUUACUCUGAGAGUACUGGUAUAAACUGUGCUCCCAACUCUACAGAUGGGACAUUACCCUCUUCUCUAAAUCCUGACUUUCACCCCUUGAACAGUGAAGGCUUUGUAUCAGAUAUUGAUCAGCUCUACCCUCCCCCUACACCAGCUGCCCCAUUCCUCCCUUCUGGAGCUCCCUUCCCUGGACCACCCAUUGGUGUGAAGUUUGCACAGAGGAAAUCUUCAGUUGGCCGGGUGGUCCAUAUCUGCAAUCUACCUGAGGGAAACUGCAAUGAGACCGAUGUUGUUAACCUUGGUCUACCAUUUGGGAAAGUCACCAACUACAUUUUGAUGAAAUCAACAAAUCAGGCAUUUGUAGAAAUGGCAUAUACUGAGGCAGCUGAGGCAAUGGUACAAUACUACAAAGAAAAACCAGCAAUUGUGAAUGAUGAAAAAUUAUUGAUCCGCAUGUCAAAAAGAUAUAAAGAGCUACAGCUAAAGAAGCCAGGUAAGACUGUUGAUGCCAUUAUCCAUGAUAUACAUUCACAGAGGGAAAGAGAUUUGUUUCGUGAUACAGACAGAUAUCGAAAUGAUAGGCCUAGAUCGCGCAGUCCUGUGAGCCGCUCCUUAUCCCCAAGGUCGCACACUCCAAGUUAUACAUCUUGUAGCUCAACGCAUAGUCCAUUAGGAACAUCUAGAACAGAGUGGGGAAAUGGAAGGGAUUCCUGGGAUCACCAAGGAUAUAGCAGGUGGGAGGAUGAUCGAGAGCAUGGUACAUGGAGGGAAUGUGGGGAAGAAGACAGAGACAGGACAGACCAUUGGGUACAUGAUCGGAGGCACUACAGCAGACAGACUGACAAGCAAGAACCUGAUGAGCGAAAUGAUUCAUCUAGAGGACACAGGGACAAACAUAGCAAUUCUCACUCAUCAUCGAGGUACAAAAGCAGAGAAGUGGAACACUAUAGGAAGGAGUCUAAACUAAAAUCUGAAACAAGGGUUCCAGAUACAACAGGAAAAAAUAAAAGGAAAGAAGACAGCAAGUCCAGAGAUGACAAGGAUUGUCCCACUGAAGAUACAAUCAAAAAGGAUACAUCUAUGUCUAAGACAACUAAAGAGACUGAAGGCAGCACGCAGAAGAAUGUGGAUACAAAAACUAAAAUAAAUGAAACAAGUGAAGAUGUUAAAGAAAGCAAGGCAAAUGAACAGCAGACAGACACAACGAAAAAGGAAAUAAACCAUAAUUAUGUGCCGGACAAAGGUGAAAAAAGGUUGGAGUUGGAAGAAACCGAUAUCACUCCAACAACUAAAAAUAAAGAGCAGGACUGGGAGAGUGGAAGUGAACUGGAUGAAGAAAGCUGGUACCCAACUAACAUGGAGGAACUUGUGACAGUAGAUGAAGUGGGUGAAGAAGAUUUUAUCGUUGAACCAGACAUUACAGAGCUUGAAGAAAUUGUUCCUGUUGUCCCUAAGGACAAUGAAAACGGCAUCCAGAUGUGUGCGCUUGAUAUUGACACUGUGAAUAUACAAUGUCGGUUUAGUCAACGAACCAGGAGUGAGUGCUCCUCUGCAGAAAUCAGCUGCCCAUCUCUUAGAGGAAGCACGAGCCCUGACAGUAGCUGCUGUGAUCCAGUUGCGCAUGUGCCUCAUGUAAAUUUGAAUUCUAAGGAUAAGUGUGAUGAAUUGGAAGAAAAUGACAAAAGUCCUAAUAGGCUCCACAUCAAGGAACCUGCAGAGGAACAUAUAGAUGGGAUUACAGCUUCUGGAACAUCUGUAAAUAAAGGCAGUUCAGAUCUGUAUAAGAGAAUGGACUCUCCCAUAGACAGUAAUGUGACUAUGGUGGAAAUACAUACCCAAGAGGAAAGACGAAACAAAAGAGAAAGAGAGCUCUCCAUUUCUGAAGGGAAGUCUCCAGAAGUUCCAGAAUUAGAGACAAAGGAAAUUAAUUCUUCGCCUUCCUGGGAGCAGGAUGACGUCUUUACUGAGCUGAGCAUACCACUAGGUGUAGAAUUUGUGGUUCCAAGGACUGGAUUCUACUGCAAACUUUGUGGCCUCUUCUACACCAAUGAAGAAUCAGCAAAAAUAUCUCACUGCCGGAGCAGAGUACACUACAAAAACCUGCAGAGUUACUUAUCAAGGUUGGCUCAAGAAGGUCCAGAUAUGAAUGACAAAGAAACUUCUGUUUCACAUGAAGAUGUUGGGAUUGUUCCUCAGUUUCAGAAAUGCAAACCCUGAAGAAUCUGUCUAGCGACCUGGCUUAAAAGACUAAUUGUUACAGUCUCUACGGAUAUCACAGAGCAAUACAGGUCAUAUGAAUUGUAAAAAUUCUGGAAAUAAGAAGAAAAUCACAAACAAGGGAAAUGCAUGUCAGCUUGGUAAAGUGCCUUAAAGAAAUCAGUGUGGAGAACAAGAGCAACCUAUGACUCCAACUCACUGGCUAUGCAGCAUCAGUUACAUUCAAUGUCCAACAGGUUUCAUAAACAUUUCUUUACACAUGAAAAUAUCUACAUGAUGAAUUUAUGAAGCAAGGAAGGUUAUUAUUUGAAUGCAUUUACAAUAGCAAUGAAUUCAGACCCGAGACCAGUACUGAGUAUUUUCCUUGCUCUCAUUACUCAUUAUUAAAACUUCAAGAUCUAAUUUAAGAAAUACAAGUUGCCUCAAGGAAAUAUAAUUUAUUGUUACAUUUUUUGA